AUGUGUGACAUGGGGGGACUGGAUAACCUGGUGGCCAACACGGCCUACCUAAAAGCCCAGGGCGGUGAUGACAAGGAGAUGAAAAAGCGCCGUCGCAGCUUGUCUCUCCCCAAGCCGGAGCAAUGCGCUGCAGUACGAGCUUCUGUUGACAAGGACUAUGCAUCGCUUUGUGAAAAGCAGCCUAUUGGCAAAAAGUUUUUCCGUCAAUACCUUGUAAAUAAUCCCGAGUAUAAGGUUGCUGCUGACUUCCUGGAUGACCUCUAUGACUGGGAUCUGGCUGAAGGUGCGGCAAAAGACAAGGCACGCCAAAACAUCAUGAAAACGUAUUGCAAGUCCGACUCCAAGAGCUUCCUGUCCUUUCUUACUGGGGAUGCGGCUGAAAAAUGCAAGUCUGUGACGGAUGCCAACUUUGACGAGGUGAUGAAAGGCAAAGUCCAAGAUGGUGUGAGAGAAUAUCUUAAAGACAAACCCCUCACAGAUUACCAGGCCAGCCCAUUCUUCGAUAAAUUCCUCCAGUGGAAAGAGUAUGAAAAACAGCCCAUCUCUGAUAAAUACUUCUAUGAAUUCAGAACUCUUGGCAAAGGAGGCUUUGGAGAGGUGUGUGCUGUUCAGGUGAAGAACACAGGGCAAAUGUAUGCCUGCAAGAAGUUGUGUAAGAAGCGUCUGAAGAAAAAGGGCGGUGAGAAGAUGGCCCUGUUGGAGAAGAAGAUUUUGGAGAAGGUCAAUAGCCUGUUUUUGGUCAACUUGGGCUACGCUUAUGACACAGACACCCACUUGUGCCUUGUCAUGACCCUGAUGAACGGAGGGGACCUCAAGUACCACAUUUACAACAUGGGCUACGAUGGCAAGGGUGCGGACAAGGGCAUUGAGAUGAAGCGUGUCAUCCACUACACAGCGCAGAUCACCACUGGCAUCCUGCAUCUGCAUGAGAUGGAUAUUGUUUACCGUGAUAUGAAGCCGGAGAACGUGUUGCUGGAUAGUCAAGGCCAGUGCCGACUUUCAGAUUUGGGUCUGGCCAUAGAGCUUGCACCAGAGAAGACCGUCACCCAGAUGGCUGGUACCGGAGCAUACAUGGCCCCUGAGCUCCUGUCCAAAACUCCAUACAGGACUUCAGUGGACUGGUGGGCCUUGGGCUGCAGUAUCUACGAGAUGGUAGCUGGUUACACACCUUUCAAAGGGCCAGAGAGCAAGAAGGAGAAGGUGGAGAAGGAGGAGGUGCAGCGCCGCAUUCUCAAUGAGGAACCCAAGUGGGAGCACAGGUGCUUUGAUGCUCCCACCAAGGACAUCAUCCAGCAGUUUCUCAAGAAGAAGAUAGAGGAGCGCCUGGGCAUGAAGAACAACAUGGAGGAUCCCAGGAAGCAUGAGUGGUUCAAGACCAUCAACUUCCCCCGUCUGGAGGCUGGGCUGGUGGACCCUCCAUGGGUGCCCAAGCCCAAUGUCGUCUACGCCAAGGACACUGGUGACAUUGCAGAGUUCUCUGAGAUCAAGGGCAUUGUGUUUGAUGCCAAUGACAAUAAAUUCUUCAAGGAGUUUAGCACAGGUGCCGUGCCCAUUCAGUGGCAGCACGAGAUGAUUGACACUGGACUGUUUGAUGAGCUUAAUGAUCCCAACAGGAAAGAAGGCGGUGGAGAUCCUGAUGAUGAGAAGAAGUCUGGCACAUGCAGAAUACUGUGA
This is a messenger RNA of Plectropomus leopardus (leopard coralgrouper), 1674 nucleotides long. RefSeq names its product G protein-coupled receptor kinase 7a (gene grk7a). Gene Ontology annotation, molecular function: rhodopsin kinase activity; ATP binding. NCBI's taxonomy places the organism in Eukaryota, Metazoa, Chordata, Actinopteri, Perciformes, Serranidae. The record is from RefSeq and is a predicted model, not a curated record. Gene Ontology annotation, cellular component: cytoplasm. Gene Ontology annotation, biological process: signal transduction; regulation of signal transduction; protein phosphorylation.